UCUGUAUUCGCCUCUAUAUAAUCUCCAUAGAGCCAAGAAUACAAACAUCAUUGUCAGCUGACAAAAUCUUCUUUUGUGCUCAUGCAUAGCAUUUAACAAACUUUCUGUAAUAAGACCAGAGUAUACAAUAUUUUAUUCUUAUCAAGACACUAUUAAAACCGCUAGAGUUUGACUGACAAUGUCUUCCAAGAUUAACCUGUUGAUCUGUUUGUUCUUCAUUCUUCAUCUAUGGGCUGCUGCUACUGUUACAGGACACGACAUAGGAAUUUAUGAGAUCAAGAAAGGAGAUUUCUCUAUUAAAGUCACUAAUUAUGGUGCUAGAAUCAUUUCUGUUUUUCUUCCUGAUAAAUAUGGAAACAUAAGUGAUAUUGUUCUUGGAUAUGACACUAUUGAGGAAUACCAGAAUGAUAAAAGUUAUUUUGGAGCUAUAGUAGGAAGAGUUGCUAACCGGAUUGGUGGUGCUCAGUUUUCUCUGACUGGAACCCUUUUUAAGCUUAUCGCCAGUGGUGGCGCAAACAUACUGCAUGGUGGUCCUAAAGGAUUUAGCAACGUCGUUUGGACGGUGAGCGAGUAUGAGAAAGACGGUCCCAAUCCUCGUAUUACUUUAACCUACCACAGUCCUGAUGGUGAUCAAGGAUUUCCUGGUGAUGUUCUUGCCUGUGUUACCUAUGCGUUGGAGGAUCCUUACAAGCUUCUUGUUGAAAUGAAGGCAGACGCUCUAAACAAGGCCACUCCAGUUAACUUGGCUCAACAUACUUAUUGGAACCUCGGUGGACACACCAGUGGCGAUAUUUUGUCCAACGAUAUUCAAAUCUUUGCAUCACACAUCACCCCAUUAGAUCAAAGUUUGCUUCCAACUGGAGAAAUCGUCCCUGUCAAGAACACGCCCUAUGAUUUCCUUACAUCCCGUGCAGUGGGGAGCCAGAUCAUGGAACUCCAAGGUGGAUAUGACAUCAACUUUGCACUUGACAGCACUGAAGAAAUGAAGCCCGUGGCAAUAGUUCAUGAUAAAAAGUCAGGGAGAGUGAUGAAUUUACAAGCGACUGCACCUGCUGUCCAAUUGUACACCGCAAGCAACCUUAAGAAGAAGGGGAAAGGUGGAUUUGUCUAUCAGCCUUCUGCAGCCUUGUGUUUGGAGACUCAAGGGUUCCCCGAUGCUGUGAAUCACCCAAAUUUCCCUUCAACAAUUGUGACUCCGGAAAAUCCCUACUUUCACAAAAUGCUGUAUGCAUUCUCAAUCGAGUAAUACCAAAAUGCUUAUAGUAUUAGUUUUCUCCGCCAUCACUCGAGUCUUCUGUAUAUUUUUUAUAAAUUUAUAUUUCUUUCAAGGUUAUAAAAUAAAAUACUUGCCAUUCUGAUUUCAA
This is a messenger RNA of Capsicum annuum, 1364 nucleotides long. Its product is annotated as galactose mutarotase-like. The record is from RefSeq and is a predicted model, not a curated record. The coding region runs from base 179 to 1246 and encodes 355 amino acids. NCBI's taxonomy places the organism in Eukaryota, Viridiplantae, Streptophyta, Magnoliopsida, Solanales, Solanaceae. Gene Ontology annotation, molecular function: aldose 1-epimerase activity; carbohydrate binding. The transcript is spliced from 5 exons. Gene Ontology annotation, biological process: glucose metabolic process; beta-D-galactose catabolic process via UDP-galactose, Leloir pathway.